GUGCAAAGAAUCUGCAUUAUAAACCAUGCCACUUUAGUUCUAACUCAGGGGUCUGCAACCUGCCAAUCAGGGGUCUUGUGGCCCUUCAGCCCCUCUGAAAGGGCUCCCUGUAACAUGACUUGAACCUGAGUGAUGUUACUGUAAAAUCUGACAAUAGAAACAUUAGAAGUUUUCAAAGCUCAAUAGUAAGUGCAUGGACUAUAUCUAAAACAAAAUGACACAAUAAAACAGGCAGUUUCAGCAGCAUCUGCAAAGUUACUUUAAUUAUAAGUUUUAAACACACAACUGUUUAUCUUAUUUGAGAGUUUGUUAGCGUCCUCUGCGUUUAUUUGAAGGAGCAAUAUGUAAGAAAUCCACAGUGAAAUAAUAACAAACAGCCUAAUGUCUCAGUUAUGUUGGAAGGAAGGUUACAUUGAAAGAGAUUUCCUUCUGGCUGGGGGGUCGUCAGCUUUUUCCUCUGAAAAAAAAACAAAACAAACAAAGGGAUGUUGCUACUGUUUACAGUCUGUUAGCUCGUGAGGUGGCCGAAUCUGUUCAAAGCUAACGGUGCAGUGCAGGCAUUUGUAAUUUGACAUUGGCAGGAAAAAACUCCAGAGUUGUUUAAAGAACUGAAGUAAACAGGAAUGAACCAGAAGUUAUUUGUUGUACCCCUAAGAAGGCUAGAGGCUAAGAUAGAGCUAACAUAGCUAAAUGUGAACACUACAAUUAGAAGCAAAAAAAAGAGAAAAAAAAAUUAAUCGGCACUAAUAAUACUCAAGUUACUUUUUCGAUUACCAGCAACUUGAUUUUACAGUUAAAUGUGUGUGUGAAGUGAGUCAAUCACGGUGUUUUACUUCCUUUAGCCGUUCAGAACUAUAACUGCAAGCUAACAGCAAGACAACCUUUAAUGCCGGAGUCAUACUACCGUAAUAAGUGUAGUAAGUGCUCCCUACCGUAAAACACCCAUCUGCUCACACCAGAUAUGAUCAAUGAUAAAUGACCCGCACUUGUAUAGCUCCUUUCAGAGUAAGGACUCCAAAGCACUUUACACUACAGUGUAUCAUUCAUCCAUUCACACACUGGUGGUGAUGAGCUACAAUGUAGCCACAGCUGCCCUGGGGCGCACUGACGGAGGCGAGGCUGCCGAGCAUUGGCGCCACCGGUCCCUCCGACCACCACCAGCAGGCAACGUGGGUUAAGUGUCUUGCCCAAGGACACAACAGCAGAAUUCUCUGUCAGGAGUCGGGAUCGAACCUGCAACCUUCCGAUUACUGAACAACCCGCUCAACCCUUUUAGCUACUGCUGCCCCAAAUGACAUGACAAUAUGACAAUAUAUGUAUCUAUUUAUCUACUUACUGUGUAUAAAUCCUCUUCACUUGUCAUUUAGAGUCUUCUGGUGGUGAUCCAUGACAGGUGACAACACACAGAGCAGCAGUGAGAAAGUGACAUUUAAUAAAAUAGGCUGCAGUAACCACAUUUUAUCACAGGGCAUUCUUACUUCAUUCCUACAUUAUUACACCUUUAGCUCUCCAGCAUGCAGAGACAUGUCACUUAUUUAAAUCAUAAAUAAAUAAUCAGCAACCGGAUGCAGUUUUAAUGCUGUUUAAAUAUAUUUUGAAGGUGCAGCUUAGUGCUUUAUCAAGGAAAAUAGCCUUUAUUUGCCCAAUGGUUCUUCACAAUCAUCCCUUAUUUUAGCCCAGUUUUACGUAAAGAUGAAAAAGCUGAAAUAAAUUCAUAACAACAAAGCAUUUUUUUGUAUUUGAUACAUACGAGGAUGGUUAACUGUCCUUUAGCUGCAGCAUUCUUUAAAGUUGUUGCAGACUCCUACACAAGAAUAAACGCAGGUGGAAGUCUUCAUUUUCUGAACACCAGAGAAUUGUCGAACUUGCAAGAGCAGCAAACAAGUUUUAGAUUCAGUUUUAGGGAAAAAAAGAGGGAAACAUCUUGGGGAAAAUGUUGUUUCAUGCAUUCUGUGUUUUACUAAAUAUAGCUCUGGAGAGAUAUUCACUGACCCAGUCGGUGUAGGCGUUGAACAAAGCAGACUGCAGGUGUGUUUCUAAUUGGCUGCUGCAUGGGCUUCUGCUCCUUGUGCAAAGCUGGCAGAACUAGAAAGCGUCUGGUUGAGUGGCUCACGUUUAUUGGAAACUAUUAAUUUCAUCAUAACUGCUUUAAUUUCUCACACCUGUGUUUGUGCGAUAAACAGACAGUGGAGAGGUUUUGGGUUGAAUGUUCCCUGAGCGACUGGAGCUCCGUUUCAGAAUGAUUUAAAGUGUUGAGUGCCAGGGUGUGGAUGAGAUCCACCCAUCCCCCAGGAUGGACGUGGCUCUGAUGUGUGUCCUCCUUCCUGUUUCGUAGGCAUCUGCAUACAUGGAUGUCCUCUUGCCUUUAGUUGCACCACUUCCUGAACUCCUCCCACACACUCACCCACACACACAUACACACACACACACACACACACACCCUUUUUUAGAAAAACACUCCCACAGAUCUCUCUCACACACACAUAUACUGCGUGUGAAAUUCCUCCUUCUCACAAUAGUAAAUGAUGUUCAGAUGUGGGAGCGGCUUUUCCCCGAGCAGGAAGUGAUGUGGUUAAUGCUCGUUUGAUCAUCACUUCUGUUGGCUUGCGUUCAGGAUCAGAACUGGUUUGUAAACAAUGCAUAAAACAGUUUUCUGCUCUUUUCUUCCAUCAAACCGCUAACGCCACAUUUCAAACUGUUACUGGCAGAGGAGGAAAAAACCUCAACCUUGUGAUCUGUAAAAGCAUCAUCCUCUUCACAGGAAGGUAGAAAUGACAUGCUUGUAAAAAUACAUCAAUAGAUAUGUUUUCCUGGAGUUAUUUAUGAACCUGAGUCUUGGAAUCCAAAGCAGAACGGGUGUUUCUCUGAUGAGUGACUUAUCAGUACUAAAUGCACGCAGGCGUUGUUUCUAUUAGCCACCCUACGGUGGAAACACCGAGACUUUGCAGGAGAACAAAUACAUUCAUCAAGUUUUUGCCUCAGGUUACAGAAGAUGAUCCCAGACUGCAAGUCAGCACAUUUCUUACAGUGUUUUGCUAAUCAUGGUUUAAAUGCUGCAGCUUGUGAGUUCGGGAAGAUUGUUUCUGAGACCCGAACAGACCCUGCAACACAAAACCAUCAGCAUGAAUGAAUUAUAAAGAGUUUCAGAUGUGUGUGUUGUGCUCCUUGUGACAUAUCAGCCCACUCAGCAUCUAGGUCACUGCAGAUCCUGUUUCCAUGAUAGCAUUUUCAGACAAAUGCCUUCCCAGGAACCAGCUCCACCUUUUGUGAGGGGAGUUGCAAACAUCAGUUCAUGUUUUCUGUUUAAUCUUUACUCCACUCAGUUACUGAAAUUAGACAAGAACUUUUCAUCAAGGUUUUGGUAAACGUGCAUGACAUUUUGUACUCAUCACUGUGAGACACAGAGUCUUCAGACUCUUCUAUCUGAUGCUGCACGUGUUAAAGUUGUUCUCUUGUCCUAGUGGAAGGACGGACUCGCUCUUUGUGAAUGGAAGUACUGUAUUGUCUGGAGUGUAAUUUGCUUCGGAUUAUAAGUUACACCAGCCCAAAAAUACAUAAUGAAGAAGGAAAAACAUGCAAGUCCCACUGGACGGGUCACAGAGCAACGGUCUGUGCUCUGAGAGGCAGUUGUGUUGCACGAAGCGGUAACAAGAAGGCCCUCCCACCAAAGUCAUUUAUAGUCAUCGCCUUGACAACCACCUGAGCGUGGAGAUCUAACUGCACCAAUUAUAAGCACGUUGUUCAAGCACCCAUUUGUGAACUCAUUCCUCGAGCUAUGGCCAUCUAGCUUUUAGCCUGCAAUUAGAUUUUAAUUUAAUUUUAAUUUUUUUUUUGCUUUCUGUAUUAACAGUAACCUCUACUUUUUGCUAGUCGCUCACACGUUUCUUGUUCAUUCCAAACUUUUUUUCUUGCACUACUGAAUUACUGUUUUCAGCUGCAUUUUUCACUACUUGCAACUUGUAAUCUGCAGAAUUUGAUUUUCUUUUUGGGGACAUUUGUGUUCGUAGGGAUGCACCGAUACCUCUUUUUUCCAAACCGAUACGAUACCGAUACUUGGAUCUGAGUACUCGCCGAUGCCGAUUACCGAUACCGAUACUUCCGCCACACACAAAAAAUGCAAUGAUUUGGAAUACAGAUUUUAUUUUCUUCUCUGCUUUCAACAGGAAGACUGUGAGGAAGAUAAAAAGUAAAAGACAUGAAUGGAAAUCAUCACAAAACUAAAAUAUUAGGUGAACAGAAAUGACAAGUUACAGUGAAGCCAUUUUCAAGCAACUGCAUUGGUAUCGGUUCCUGGUAUUGGUUAACUUUUACCGAUACGAUACUGGUAUUGGUAUCGGCACCGAUACCGAUACCAGUAUCGGUGCAUCUCUAGUGUUCAGUCUUUCUCAGCUGUCAGUGUGAAAAUAACCAACACGUGAAAUGAUAUAUUUCGAUAUAUAAGUUGCACGAUCAGCAAAAUUUUGUGGUAAACUGUGACUAAGUUUGGAAAAUAAGGUACGUGCCAGUUUUAAAACAUGUGGUUCUGAGGAGAAUUGCAUGUGGGCAUCUAUUCAUGAUGAGGACCCCUGAGCAUCGUAGAUGUAUGACCUCCAGUUCUUGUUGGGAAGGUUCACCGCUGAGUGUGAAGCAGCUGGGAGGAGGAUCAGAAACUCCAGAUCUGACAACCUGCCCCAGCUGAAAAAAGGUGAACUGCCAUGUUGAAAGAGAUGUCUUGCCUCAAGUGGAGGAGUUGUUCACAACGGAGGGAAAGAGGGAAUAGGAGUACAACAGCUGCUGUGAUGUGAACUUUAACCCUUUGAUGCAUGAAUUAUGAAAUCUUCAACCAUGACUUUUGUAACAGUUAUUUUCAUUCAUCUUUAGGUGUGAAUGAAACAAAUUUCAACAAAUAUUUGUAGUAAAUUUGUAUAAUUUACAAUUAAUUUAUUACAUGUCCACCUCAGUGGACAGCGUGCAUUCUGAACAUGAAAUAUGUUGGCUUGACUUACUGAAGUCCAAAUGGAGGGGCUCAAAUGCGAUAAAGUCUUCAACAGCUGUGAUUAAUGGCAAAAAAUAAAUAAAUACCAAUUGUGAGUACCUGUCCACUGUAGUGACCGUUAUGCAUCAAAGGGCUAAAUCAGAAUCAGAAUCAGAAAAGGUUUAUUGCCAUUGUCAGUGAACAAACAAUUCACAAACUAGGAACUUGCUUUGGUACUAAUGUGAACUACCACAUACCACAUAUGUAUUUCAUGAGCGUUCGUCCUUUUAUCAAAACUUAUUUUGAGCCUGAGAGGGUUAAAAAUCAGGGCAUGUCUCCGUCACUGCGAGCCAGUCGGAGAGCUCUUGCGCUAAUGCAUAAUGGCAUUACACGUCUCCGUCCCGAUGCAGACGGAGAAAUAUAAAUUAGGCUUUGAUUUAAAAUUCUGGGGUUCCAAAUGGCCUUCGAAGCAUGCCCCUUAACCAUGGCCGCAGGACACAGAUAAUAAACACCCAUGCUGCUUGACUUCCAGCCACCCUGAUCUUUGCUGUUCUUAGCUGUUUGGGGAAUGUUGGCCUCAAGUUAACAAACACUAGGGUCUGGCAGUUUAAGAGAGGAAGAGCGAGCAGUUGGCAGGAUGUCACCCUGCCAGGAAGCUUGCCCAGCCACUGGUUACAUGCCUGGGAUUUGUUCAGCAAGCUGCACUUUCCUGUUUUUUUUUCUCCCCUUCUUUCUAAAAUAGUUUUCUUCAGAAGACAGUAGCAAAGAAAAUAUUUUCCAGUCCAGAAAUAAGUUAAUUGCCUUGGCCUGUGUAACAGCAGAUUUGUGAAAACAGAAAUGACUUCAAGAAUGCCUAGUUCCAGCAGCGUCACUCAGGCCAGACAAUUGGUGCGCCAGCUGAGGAUGGAGGCCAACAUCAGGAGGAUCAGGGUGUCCAAGGCGUCAUCAGACCUGAUGCGUUACUGUGGAGAGCAGGCCAAGUAUGACCCUCUGCUCAUGGGAAUCCCUGCUUCAGAAAACCCCUUCAGGGAUAAGAAACCCUGCACUGUUCUGUAGCUGAACUCUGUAGAUGUUCAUGGUGCUAACGUGCAAGCAUAUAUUGCAAACGUGGAAAUGAGACAAGAUUAAGAUGUAAUUAAGAGACUUUUUGAAUAAAUUGUUUGAAAAAAUUGCGCAAUAGUUUCAUGAGUGUCACAGUUUGGUUGCAGUGACAUCAUACGGUAUGCGCAUGUGACUGGUAUUGAUCCAGUGGGAUUCCAGCUGGAAAGGAAAUGUUUUCUUGCAGCUGCACUGCUCUUUUCUCAGGUAUAAACUUUCUCCUCACGCUUUCAUUAUGCUCACCAUUCUUGUGUUGCUCCACCUGCAGACAGUUUGACCAAUAAGCAGACUAACUAUUCUCACCUGGACUGCUGAAAUGCCAGGAUGAAGAAAAACCAAAAUCACAAAACCUUCCUAAGUAUCAUGAAUCGGAUCACGGACCGUUGUUCUUGGAUCUGCUCGUCUGCGUGACCCGAGGGGUUUUACUGAACUCUUUAAGCAUUAACGAAAAUGACAAACUUAAAAAGCUGAGCAUGCAGUGUUUUAGGUGAAACUUGGUCAUUUGUGGGUUUCAGUUCAUCCGUUGGUAUAAAAUGUGAAGUUGUUUUCCUCACUGGGGAUCAAACACUGACAGUUCAACCUCCCAUCGACCUCCAAAGCCUUUUCCCCACCCUGAACAGUAAAGGCUGUGGAGACUGGAUCAGUCAGGAUCUUAAUGUCACUUUGUGAACUUUGUGACACUAAAGUCCAAACUGACUUGUUCAAACAACAUUUUGCAUUUCAUAACCUCGUACAUGUUUAGCAGAGCAAGUUUGUCCAUCUUCCACAGCUACGUUAUUAAAGCUGUUAAUUUUCAAUCGUAUAUGACGAUCUAAGGUGCGUUUCUUUCUAAUUUCAUUCUUUUUCACAACUGUUUAUAGCAGUUCAUCUUCUGAAGAAGUGAUCUGCAGUUCAAAGGUCAACAUGACUGAAAAAAAACUUUUUUUGAAUUUUUUUCUGAUUGUCAUCAGUCUCUAUGAGUUUGUCGUGCAGGCUGAACAUGAAAAUAAUUUCCUACAACUACCUCAUGCAUCAGCUUCUGAUGGAAAAUAGACUGUUAAACUCUAGGAUUUGGAAAGCCUGACAGAUCUGUCGCACUGUCGCUUAACAUUCAUGGACUCCCCCGUCCUGACUCAUGACGGAGAAGGCUGUUGUUGGUUUAGCCUCCAGGAAACAGCGGAGAAUGUCUUGGCUAUUAGAAACGAACCAUUAGCAUUAGCAACUCCACCACACAGCAGAACUCCUCUAGACUUGUGUUAUUUGUGGAGGUAAAACAUCAGCAUUGCAGAGCAAACAGAGUCAGCGGUAGAAUCGUGUUGCUGUUAUCCAAUCCGAGGCAAGAUAUCCAAAUGUCAGGAAAUAAGACUCCAAAUCCUGCCGUGCUCUGCCACUCUCUCCUCCAGCGGACUUCUCCGUCAUCAAACAACAGCGCCGGUGACCCCACCCCCCAACUCAACUUACAAGGCAUUCAUUCCUGCUAGAGACCACUACAAAUGUAUUAAAUAUGAGUAAA
This is a messenger RNA of Nothobranchius furzeri (turquoise killifish), 7544 nucleotides long. RefSeq names its product guanine nucleotide binding protein (G protein), gamma 12b (gene gng12b). Gene Ontology annotation, biological process: G protein-coupled receptor signaling pathway. The record is from RefSeq and is a predicted model, not a curated record. NCBI's taxonomy places the organism in Eukaryota, Metazoa, Chordata, Actinopteri, Cyprinodontiformes, Nothobranchiidae. Gene Ontology annotation, molecular function: G-protein beta-subunit binding. Gene Ontology annotation, cellular component: heterotrimeric G-protein complex.